CCAAUGGGAGCACGCGGCGCGGCCCCGCCCUGGACAAACGGGAGAGGCUCGUUGUGCGGGCCGAUUGGCAACUGCGAUGUCAGGCAUGGCGCUGGCAGUGCAACGAGCGCGGCUGAAGGCGGGGGGCCUGGGGUCCGCCCAGCGAGCGCAACCCUUCCUUGGACAGGACUUCGAGGCGCUGCGGGAUCACAGCCGGGGUACCGGCAGCUUGUUUCAGGAUCCUGCCUUCCCCGCCGCCGUCACCUCUCUCGGGUACCAGGAGCUGGGCGCCGGCUCGCACAAGACCCGCGGCGUGGAGUGGCUCCGGCCCCAGGAACUGUGCUCAAACCCAAAGUUCAUUGUGGAAGGAGCAACGCGAACUGAUAUCUGCCAGGGUGCCCUGGGAGACUGCUGGCUCCUGGCAGCCAUCGCCUCCCUCACCCUCAACUCUGAGGUCCUAAGCCGCGUGGUUCCAGAUGGACAGGGAUUCGGGGCUGGGUACGCUGGCAUCUUCCAUUUCCAGUUCUGGCAGUUCGGGGAGUGGGUAGACGUGGUGAUCGAUGACCGUCUGCCCACUCGGAAUGGGGAGCUGCUCUUUGUCCACUCGGCUGAGCGGAAUGAAUUCUGGAGCGCCCUGCUGGAGAAAGCCUAUGCCAAGUUGAACGGCAGUUACGAGGCGCUGUCGGGCGGAUCAACGACCGAGGGGUUUGAGGAUUUCACGGGAGGGGUCGCCGAGUGGUUCGAGUUGAAAUCUCCACCUCCCAACCUGUUCAACAUCAUCCAGAAGGCAUUGGAGAGGGGCUCCCUCCUGGGCUGCUCAAUCGAUAUCACCAGCGCGUCGGAAACGGAGGCGAUCACAUCCCAGAAACUGGUCAAAGGUCACGCCUACUCACUGACUGGUGCCGAGGAGGUGAUGUUCCGAGGGAGCCCAACGCAGUUGGUGAGGGUCCGUAACCCCUGGGGAGAGGUGGAGUGGACAGGAGCCUGGAGUGACAGCUCGGCCCAGUGGAACGGUAUCUCGUCCGAGGAUCGUGAACGACUGCAACAGCGCACGGAGGAUGGGGAGUUCUGGAUGUCAUAUCCGGAUUUCCUUCGCCACUACUCUCGGCUAGAGGUGUGUAACCUCACACCCGACACCCUCAACAGUGACCAGGUGCUCAAGUGGGACUACAGCCUGUUCACCGAGAAUUGGAGACGAGGAUCAACUGCUGGGGGGUGCCGUAACUACCCAGGGACGUUCUGGAUGAAUCCACAGUUUAAGAUCACACUGGAGGAGCCGGACGAGGAUGACAGUGAUGGGAAAUGCAGCUUCGUGGUGGCGCUGAUCCAGAAGAACCGGCGUUGCCGGAGGAAGAUGGGCGAGGACAUGCACACCAUCGGCUUUGCCGUCUAUGACGUUCCCGCUGAGUACAAUUCAGUGAACAAUGUGCACCUCGAUCGCUCAUACUUCACCACCCACGGGUCCCGCGUUCGCUCCGAGAGCUUCAUUAACCUACGCGAGGUGUCAAGCCGCUUUGCGCUGCCCCCUGGUCAGUACCUGGUCGUCCCCUCUACGUUCGAACCCCACAAGGAUGGUGACUUCGCCCUGAGGGUCUUCACACAGAGCAGCUCCCUCACCCAGCCAAUGGACACUGAGGAGAUUCGAGCAGACUUCGAGGAUGAGGCUGAGGUGAGUGAGCAAGAUGUCCCGGACAACUUCAAGGCCUUGUUUGGCAAACUGGCCGGCCCGGAUGGUCAGAUCUCUGUUUUUGGACUCCAGCGGAUCCUCAACAAAGUUGUGUCGAGCCGGUCGGACAUAAAAACAGACGGAUUUGGACUGGAGACCUGUCGCAACAUGGUCAACCUCCUCGAUCGUGACGGGAAUGGGAAACUGGGCCUGGUGGAAUUCAAGAAACUGUGGGACAAGAUCCAGAAGUUCCUGAAAAUCUACAAGAAGAACGACAUAGAUAAGUCGGGCACCAUGAGCUCCAGUGAGAUGCGGGUGGCUGUGGAGGAAACAGGUUUCCACCUCAACAACCAGCUGAGCCAGAUCCUGGUGGCCCGUUACUCCGACGAGCAGAUGAUCCUGGACUUUGACAACUUUGUCUCUUGCCUGAUCCGCCUGGAGGCCGUCUUCAAAAUGUUCAACGCGCUUCCCAAAGACCAGAAUGGAAACGUGGAGCUGGGACUGGUUGAGUGGCUGACAUUGGUAAUGGCCUGAUGAGUCGCCGUGCUCCUGUCCCGCUCCGAAUGUCAUGUUACUGCUGUUCGUCGAUCUGGAGCACAGGGUGUCCUUCCUGGCUGCUGUCACUCUGUCUGUACACUUCUUUGCUCGGCUGUGGGUGUUGGUGAAAUGGGGCAGUGUCCCCCACUUGUCCUGUGUCUUACAUUCCGGUCCACCCGCCGACAGUGCCUGUGGUCUGGGUGGGUGUGUGUGGUUCAGCGGAAGGGUAACGGUUAUCUGCCUUCUCCAGGGCCACUGGUCUCUGCUGCUUGCUUUCCACUUUACUUCUGCGUUACCAAUUAAACAGUUUUUAAACUGGA
Messenger RNA from Hypanus sabinus (Atlantic stingray), 2502 nucleotides. Its product is annotated as calpain-2 catalytic subunit-like. Lineage: Eukaryota; Metazoa; Chordata; Chondrichthyes; Myliobatiformes; Dasyatidae. Gene Ontology annotation, biological process: proteolysis. The record is from RefSeq and is a predicted model, not a curated record. The transcript has 21 exons. Gene Ontology annotation, molecular function: calcium ion binding; calcium-dependent cysteine-type endopeptidase activity. Gene Ontology annotation, cellular component: cytoplasm. The coding region runs from base 77 to 2179 and encodes 700 amino acids.